GCCAAUCACAGCGACCUUUUACCACAUGACCAGCUGUGUCCAAUGACACAGCAGAUCACUGGAUUGGCACUGAUCAUCAGUGCCCAGCAGUGCCGCCCAGCAGUGCCACUCACCAAUGCCCAUCAGUGCCAUCCACAUGUGCCCAUCAGUGCCCAGCAGUGCCACCCACCUGUGCCCAUCAGUGCCCAAAAGUGCCACCCACCUGUGCCCAUCAGUGCCUAGCAGUGCCACCCAGCAGUGUCACCUGUGAUGGUGGCGGAGUCAGACCCCCAGCCCUUCUCACCAACUCGUGACCGAAGGACUAGCCAAUCUUAAACCUCACUGUCACGUGCGUAACAAUGCCACACUCAGCUGCACCCU
This is a messenger RNA of Staurois parvus, 360 nucleotides long. Lineage: Eukaryota; Metazoa; Chordata; Amphibia; Anura; Ranidae. The record is from the annotation of a GenBank genome assembly.